AUGAACGCACCCGCCGUCCGCAUCUGGACGGAGCAGCUCCUGUUCCGGGGCGCCUUCUCGCGGCCUGCCGCCGCCGGCCGACCCCAGACCUUCACUCGCACCCUCUCCCACUUCCAGCCAAGAGCCCCGCGCGGAUCUCUCCAGCGCUCCCCGCUCUGCAUCCUCCGCAAUGGGCGUGCAACCGUGAACCCACGCUUCCGGACCCUCCGCUUCAAGAGCGACAAACCGUCACACACGCCCAACCCCACGCCCAAUCUCGGUAGCCCUGAGCCUGCACUCACGCUCUCGCAGCGUCUGAAGAGGCUCUCAAAACAGUACGGAUGGCUGGCAGUGGGCGUCUACUUCGGCCUGUCCGCUCUCGACUUUCCCUUCUGCUACCUCGCAGUGCGGAUGCUGGGCACCGAGCGAAUGGGCCACUACGAACAUGUGGUUGUGGAGGGCAUCAAAUCCCUGAUACGAAUACCGUUUCCCACUCUGUUCCAAGGAUCUCGGGACCUGGAGGGCCCCAUCGCCGAGGAGAUCCGGGAGGCUGCCGAGAGAGAAGAGACCCUUGGGCACGACGGCGGUAAGGUCGUGGGCCACAAUGGAGCUGCUGAAGCAUCGCUCUGGACCCAGCUCGCGCUGGCCUAUGCCGUCCAUAAGUCGCUCAUCUUCUUCCGAAUUCCGCUCACCGCAGCUGUUCUUCCCAAGGUUGCAAAGACCCUCAGGAAAUGGGGCUGGAAUGUCGGCAAACCCAAGCCAACCUAA
Messenger RNA from Paraphaeosphaeria sporulosa, 747 nucleotides. RefSeq lists its product as uncharacterized. The record is from RefSeq and is a predicted model, not a curated record. The transcript has 2 exons. Lineage: Eukaryota; Fungi; Ascomycota; Dothideomycetes; Pleosporales; Didymosphaeriaceae. The coding region runs from base 1 to 747 and encodes 248 amino acids. Gene Ontology annotation, cellular component: mitochondrion.